Mytilus californianus (California mussel) is the source of this 1149-nucleotide messenger RNA. RefSeq names its product 26S proteasome non-ATPase regulatory subunit 7-like. Lineage: Eukaryota; Metazoa; Mollusca; Bivalvia; Mytilida; Mytilidae. The record is from RefSeq and is a predicted model, not a curated record. Gene Ontology annotation, cellular component: proteasome complex; proteasome regulatory particle. The transcript is spliced from 6 exons. Bases 93 to 1103 code for a protein of 336 amino acids. Gene Ontology annotation, molecular function: metallopeptidase activity; protein binding. Gene Ontology annotation, biological process: proteasome-mediated ubiquitin-dependent protein catabolic process.
CCGACAAAACCGGAAGUUGAAUAUUUGAGCAUGAUUCAGUAAAUUUUUUUUGUGAUAGUGCUAUCUUCUACACUACAAAAACUACAGUGAACAUGCUACCAACAGACCCUUCUAAAAUUUCUAAAGUUGUGGUUCAUCCACUCGUUCUUUUGAGUGUGGUAGAUCAUUUUAAUAGAAUGGGAAAGGUUGGGAAUAUGAAAAGAGUUGUCGGAGUCCUUCUUGGGGCAAACCGGCAAGGUGUCCUCGAUGUCUCCAAUAGUUUUGCAGUUCCAUUUGAUGAAGAUGACAAAGACAGAUCCGUGUGGUUUUUGGACCAUGACUAUUUAGAAAACAUGUAUAGCAUGUUUAAAAAGGUCAAUGCUCGUGAGAGAGUUGUUGGUUGGUACCACACUGGCCCCAAACUUCACCAGAAUGAUGUUGCUGUAAAUGAAUUGAUGCGGCGAUAUUGUCCCAAUUCUGUAUUAGUUGUGAUUGAUGCCAAGCCUAAAGAUUUAGGAUUACCUACAGAAGCUUACAUUUCAGUAGAGGAAGUCCAUGAUGAUGGAACUCCAACAUCAAAAACAUUUGACCAUGUUCCAAGUGAAAUAGGUGCUGAGGAAGCAGAAGAAGUUGGAGUAGAACAUCUACUUAGAGACAUUAAAGAUACAUCAGUUGGCUCACUGUCCCAGAGGAUUACAAACCAACUGAUGGGACUGAAAGGUCUUCACUCUCACAUCACUGAUAUUAAUUCCUAUCUACAGAAAGUAUCAUCAGGUCAACUACCAGUCAAUCAUCAAAUCAUUUAUCAGCUGCAAGAUGUGUUUAAUUUACUGCCAGACGUUAAUCUGCAGGACUUUGUGAAGUCUGUUUAUGUGAAAACCAAUGAUCAGAUGUUGGUUGUUUAUCUUGCUUCGCUGAUCCGAUCUGUCAUUGCAUUGCAUAAUCUAAUAAGUAAUAAAGUACAAAAUCGCGAUGCAGAGAAAAAUGAAGGAAAAGAUAUAUCCAAAGAUAAAAAAGACAUAAAAAAAGAUGAAAAAGAUGGAGAAAAGAAAGAUUCUCAAAAAGGAAAGAGCACUGAAAAAAGUGACAUAAAAUCUGGAAGUAAAUCCACUGGUAAAAAGUAGCUAUUUAAGUAUUUGUAUUUGUUUCAAUAAAGAAUUAAAUUUAUAA